This is a messenger RNA of Balearica regulorum gibbericeps (East African grey crowned-crane), 334 nucleotides long. The record is from RefSeq and is a predicted model, not a curated record. NCBI's taxonomy places the organism in Eukaryota, Metazoa, Chordata, Aves, Gruiformes, Gruidae.
CAUCACAUCUCUACUUCCAAGUAUACUUCAGCAGCCGGUGAGAACUCUCACUUACUACAGCUUGCGGAAUGGGAAGAGGAAAACCGUGAAAGCUGUCACCGAUAGGUUUCUCCGGCUGCACAAUGGCCUUUGGGUUAGGAGAAAGGCUGGUUAUAAGAAGAAACUGUGGAAGAAGUCAACUGCCCAGAAGAAGCGUUUGAGAGAGCUGGUGCUGUGCACUAGAACGCAAUGUAAACUCCUUGAUAAAAUGACCACUUCCUUCUGGAAAAGAAGGAAUUGGUAUGUUGAUGAUCCCUACCAGAAGUAUCACGAUCGCACGAAUCUUCGUGUGUAG